Messenger RNA from Ramularia collo-cygni, 987 nucleotides. RefSeq names its product related to adult brain protein 239. NCBI's taxonomy places the organism in Eukaryota, Fungi, Ascomycota, Dothideomycetes, Mycosphaerellales, Mycosphaerellaceae. The record is from RefSeq and is a predicted model, not a curated record. The coding region runs from base 1 to 987 and encodes 328 amino acids. The transcript has 2 exons. Gene Ontology annotation, molecular function: hydrolase activity.
AUGGCGAAUCCAUACCACAUUCCAAGUGUCUACCGCCAGCUUCUGAACCCCGUCAAGAUACUUGUUCGCUUGCUGGACUUUCUCUUCUCGUUCCUUCGAUCUGCCCCUGAAGCCUUACGCAAGGUGAAGGUGGUUUGUAUCUCUGAUACCCAUACCCUCAUCCCUGAUGAUGUUCCAGAUGGCGACAUUCUCAUCCAUGCUGGGGACCUAACAAAUGCCGGAACUCCAAACGAGAUUCAAGCUCAAAUUGACUGGCUCUGCAGCCUGCCCCAUCAAUACAAGAUCGCCAUUGCAGGCAACCACGACACUUGGCUCGAUCCCAAGAGCCGGGAGACACUAUCCCCUUCUGACCAAAAUGGCCACGUUGACUGGAAAGACAUUCAUUACCUGCAAGACAGCUCCGUUCUCCUCGAUCUGACAUCCACGGGCCGCGGCAGGCUGAGAGUCUUUGGAGGUCCUCAUGUCCCCCUUGUCGGCGGUCCCGAGCAUGCUUUCCAGCAUCCAAUCGAGGAAGAUGUGUGGACAGGCAAAAUCCCACCAGAUGUAGAUAUCGUAGUCACACACUCGCCACCGAAAUUUCAUCUCGAUUUGCCCGGAGUCAAGGCCAUGGGAAACCCAUUCCUACUACGAGAAAUCAGGCGGACGAAGCCCGUACUACAGGUCUUCGGUCACAUCCAUGCCGGUAAAAGCGAUCUGUUGGGCUUGAUAAAGGGCGGGAGAGAGGUCGUGUGGUGGGAUGAAGGAGAGAGGUGUUUCGCUGAGAUUAUGAACGGGGCUUCUGCAGAAGGUCUGCUUGGCCUGAUAUUUGGUCUUCUGGAUCUUGGAGCCUGGUUCCGAUUGUUAGCUUUCGUGAUAUACGGAUCCUUGGCCGUUGCUCAGGACCGCGUGUUGGGUCAAAGGCCUGCCAGUACAUUCAUGGUAAAUGCAGCAUUGAUGUACUGCGAUACGGGAAAGAUAAGAAACAGACCGCAGGUGGUGGAGAUUUAG